Messenger RNA from Bactrocera dorsalis (oriental fruit fly), 10097 nucleotides. It is a transcript of the gene Lrp4, whose product is annotated as low-density lipoprotein receptor-related protein 4. NCBI's taxonomy places the organism in Eukaryota, Metazoa, Arthropoda, Insecta, Diptera, Tephritidae. The transcript has 20 exons. Gene Ontology annotation, molecular function: protein binding; calcium ion binding. The record is from RefSeq and is a predicted model, not a curated record. Bases 2132 to 8281 code for a protein of 2049 amino acids.
ACGCGUUAUUUGAGUACGUUUCCUCGUCGACGACGACGACCAAUUUUUCCAGCGCUGUGCACGGUGCUCGGUGGCUGGCAAAACGCAGCUAAGCAAAUCAGAAAAAAAUCCAAAAAAAUCCGAAACAGCAACGGUAAAUGCUGUGCACAACCGCAGCUCGCAGAAAAUUGUACAAUUCGAAGGCAAAAGAAAUAGUUAUAUCGGAAAUUGUGCAAAAUUGCUAGGAAACUAAAACGAAAAAGCUGCAAAUCAAACGCACAAUGCAGCAAAAUGUCAAUUGAAGUGUAGUGAAAAUUGCUCUGCAAAUACAUAUGCACACACAUGCAUACACACAUAUAUAGAGUAAGGCGCAGAAUGAAAAUCUUAUAUAAAAAAAAUAAAUUCGUGUGAAAAUAUUUUCUCCGCUGCUGUGUGCGUGUCUAUGUGUGGGCUUAGCGAAAUUCGGGCACAAGCCCAGCUUUAAUGUGUAUCAAUGCGAAGAGUGUGUGAAAAUAUCAGCAAAAAAAGUGAAAAGUGAAAAUUGAAAAUGAUUUAAGUGCCCAUAACGCAAAUAACAACAAAAGCAAAGCAAGUGCAAAAAUUGUGACGCAAAAUAUUCCCCACCCAACCACAACCCCCGCCAGUAACGCUAUAAAUACACACCCGUUACCCUAAUUACUGGCAAAAUUAAAAGUGUUUUUCUCAAAAAUCAACGAAUUAAAUUGUACGCAAAAUGCGCAAAACUAAAUUAGUGGCCGAACGACAUCGUCGCAAUCUACGAAAACGAUGAAACGUGGCUAUAAGAGAAGACGAAAGGGGCUCUGGCCGCUACAAAAGCUGCGCUAAAGUCGGCGAACCCGUGAAAAACUGCUCACAAAUAUACUAUAUAUAGAACUGGCAGUGAAAAAAUUAAGAAAAAAUAGAAAAUUAAAAUCAAAGAUUACAAAAACAAAGCACACACAGUUGAAAUCAUACAAAAAAUAAAGUGCUGUCACCAGAUAUAACUGCAACGCCAAUAAAUAAAUCCAACACAUUAAGGCGUCAAUUAAAUUAGCGUUUAAAAAUACAUAAAAACAAAAAACAAAAAACAAAGCAACAGCUCAGGCGCGGCGCUACGAAGCAACCUAACCACGAAGAAUCUAGUGGGCAGCAGCGGAAACGCAGAAGGCAGCAGCAGUGAGCCGAUCUAGCGACGAAGCAUACUCGUUAAUAAGGCGAAAACCACACAAACCGAUAUUAACAACAACAAAGUAUUAAACAAACAGUUAUAAAAUAACCUAAAGGCAGCAAAAUUGAAAAAAAUAAUAAAAUAAAUAAAUUUAACAAAAAAACAAAAAAUUAAGAAAAAUGCUGGCAAGUUAAAGGAAUUUAGGCGAAAAUAAAUUCUGCGAAUUGACAGCGAGACUGAUUGACAAAAGGACAAGUAACGGUACUGCUGCUCAACUUAGCAAAGCACUAAAGCGAAAGGACACACGGGCAAGGCGAAAAGUAGAAGGCGAAAACUCGAAAAUUUCACCCAAACGCCCACGCAUUUUGCACAACAAACACACACACUGACACAUAAAUAUAAAUAUACGCAACAGCAACGACACGCAGCGAAGUGAGACAACAGCAGGCACCACAAGCACAAAGGACAGCAGCAGCGACAGAAUUGGAAGACAAAAACGAAACGCUGGAGUCCGCACAACAAAACGGUCCAGCAACAACAGCAGGCAGCUUACACGGCAUACAAUCGCACAACAACAACUACAACAAACAGGCAUAUUUAUAAAUACAAACAAAACAACACGAGCUUCACGCACACACGCAAGCAAAAACAAAAAGCAUAAAAAUCAGCGUGGAAACCUGUGAGCGAUCGGGUGCGACGGUCAACUAACACAGGAAUAAAAGUAAAAAUAUCAGCAGCAACAAAGCAGCUUGCUGCCGUUAACAACAAUUGCAGCAACAACAACAACAACACAACGUGAAAGGCUACAAAACGCAUAGGAGCGUCGAUUAUAGUGAAAAUAGCCGCCGCAAAAGCGUCGCAGGAAGGUUGAGUCGUGUGUGGUAGCAGCGCAGGCGUAGGCGCACACGCACACCAACACACCGUCACACUUCUGCCACUUAUUCGCCCGCACUCGCGCCGCACAGAGGAAAUAUCACUUGGAUCAUGUAUAAAACGCUCGUGUUGCUGCUGCAUGUGCAUUUGGCGCUAGGAGGUAAUGACGAUACGACAUCAUGGCCCAGCUUAUCGGGCGUACACAGCGAGGUCAAGCAUGGCUCGGCGCGCCAGCUGCUGGGCUCCAGUUUUGUGCGCGACAGCAUUGCGUUACAGCGUCAGCACCAGGAACAACAGCAACGCCUCUUUCGAUCGGGCGCCAGCAGUAAAGCCGUCGGUGGUGUCGGCGACGCUGUCGCACUCAAGCAAAAGCAAACGCCAAAGGAUGGACACACGCAGUAUCAUCUAGGCGAUCAUGAUGAUGAGGACUUUCAUCCAUCAGACUUCCCGCCGCAUGAACAUCCCGACGCCGAUUAUUUCGCACAAUAUGCACCUGAACUCUACACCACCGAGUCGCAGCAACAGUCGUCUCACAAAGCGAAUGCCGCUGCAGCGCAAAAUAAUGCUGGCGGCGGCGGCACUAGAUUUCGCGAUAUUGGUGCGCGCAGCGGUAUUAGUCGUACGGAUCUGUAUAGUGUGCAAGAAUCCGAUGAUCAUAUGGGCGAAAUGGCGCGAGGUCGUGAAGGUUAUAUGCGACAUCACAAGGAGACAGUCUUUCGGCCGCAUAUUAAUAGUGUGCGCGAUGAGGGUAACCUAAUGAGUCCCAAUGACGGCUAUGCGCACACCUGUCAGAAUGUGUGCGGCGACACACAAUGGCUAUGCCUCAGUACAUGUACCUGCAUUGAUCAGAGCGCGCGCUGCGAUAAGAAGAACGAUUGUGACGACGGCGCUGAUGAGUUCGAUUGUGAGGUGAUUGGCGAUAUGUUGCAUAAAUUGCAGAAGGAUUGUGAACAGACGGGCAUGCAUGUCAUGUGUCCGCGCACAUAUCGUUGCAUCAACAAGGAAUGGCUGUGCGAUGGCGAUGACGACUGCGGUGACUAUUCGGAUGAGACGCAUUGCGGUGCAAAUGUGGCGCGUAUGAAUUGCUCGGACGAUGAUCAGUUUGAAUGUCAAAAUGGUUUCUGCAUACCGAAGCAGUGGGUUUGUGAUGGCGAAAAUGAUUGCAAGGACUUCUCCGAUGAAGCGCAUUGUAAUCGCACGAGUUGCUCAGCCGAGCACUUUACCUGCAAUGACGGCUACUGCAUUUCGAUCGCCUUUCGUUGCGACGGCGAACGCGAUUGUAAUGACAAUUCCGACGAACUCAAAUGCCCCGCGGUCUUCAAUCGCUGUCCGGAAGGUGAAUUUAAGUGCCGUGGCAGUCAUGGCGGUCCGAGCGGGCAGUGCAUAUUGAACCGUUUCCAUUGUGAUGGCGAUAAUGACUGUGGCGAUUGGAGUGACGAAGAGGAUUGUCCACAAAAACCAUCCGAUUGCACGACAAGCGAAUUCAAAUGUAACGAUGGUAGUUGUAUACCGCGACGCUGGAAAUGCGAUAAGGAACAGGAUUGUGAAGGAGGUGAGGACGAACACGAUUGUGGCAAUAUGAUAGGGAGUACGCCGACCAAAUGUGGACCAGACGAAUUCACAUGUCACAACGGACGUUGCAUACUGAAUACUUGGCUUUGUGAUGGCUACCCGGAUUGUUCGUCUGCCGAGGAUGAGGUAGAAUGUCACCUGCAGUGUGAUCCCGGGCAAUUUCUUUGUCCAGCCAAGAAGAACAUCACAAAUUUAAAGAUUUGUGUGCACCAAAAGCAUGUCUGCGAUGGGCAGAAUGACUGUCCGUUAGGUGAGGAUGAAGUGAACUGUCCACACCCACAUACCUGCGGCGAGAACUCACGUUGCGAGCAAUUAUGUAUUACCACAGCGAAGGGGCGGGAAGAGUGUGCUUGUAAUCUUGGUUUUCUGAUGCACGAAAACCGUCGGAAUUGCACCGACAUCGAUGAAUGUCAAUAUGUAACGAGUCCAGUUUGCUCACAAAAGUGUGAGAAUACACACGGCUCAUUCAAAUGCUCCUGCGAAACCGGCUACGUCUUACGUCCGGAUCUACGCACUUGUAAGGCACUCGGCGGCGCGAUGACAUUGGUUGUGGCCAAUCGUUGGGACAUCAGGCGUGUACAGUUGAGCAAUAACCGAUACUCGGCUGUAGUUAAGGGUUUGCACAACGCAAUCGCGCUUGAUUUCCACUAUCGUAAAGGUUUACUCUUCUGGUCGGAUGUUUCUACGGACGUCAUUAAAAUGGUGCACAUGAAUGGUUCACGGCUGCGAGAUGUUAUCAAGUGGGGUUUGGAAUCGCCUGGUGGCUUAGCUGUCGACUGGGUGCAUGAUCUACUCUUCUGGACUGACUCGGGUACGAGACGAGUGGAGGUGUCCAAUUUUAUGGGUACUCUGCGAGCAGUUAUCGCAUCGAACGAUCUGGAUAAACCGCGCGCAAUUGUUAUACACCCUGGCGAAGCGUUAGUGUUCUGGAGCGAUUGGGGUCCUAAUCCGAAAAUUGAGCGUGCUUAUAUGGAUGGCUCUCAGCGGCAAGUGAUCAUUGCGAAUGGAGUAACAUGGCCCAACGGUCUCACUAUAGACUAUCCCAGUCGGAAGAUUUAUUGGGCCGACGCGAAACAGCACGCAAUUGAGUCCUCCAACUUUGACGGCACUGAGCGCGUGAAAAUACUCAGCACACAUCUGCCGCAUCCAUUUGCGCUAACCAUCUUCGAAGAUACCAUGUACUGGACCGAUUGGAAUACGAAAACCGUCUCGGCAGCUAAUAAGAUUACCGGAAAGGGUUUCCGUUCGGUGCAUGAGAACUUCCACUUUCCAAUGGAUAUACACGCUUAUCAUCCAGCGAGACAACCAGAAUAUCCGGAUCGUUGUCAAAAGGAUAGACGCGGUCUAAGAGGCGGCUGUUCUCAUUUGUGCUUGCCGAAUAAGCUUUCGCGGCGCUGUGGCUGUCCUAUCGGUUUAUCAUUGAAGGAAGAUGGUAAAACCUGUAAAAGCAUACCCGACAAGCUUGUGCUCGUCGCGCGCCGAAAGGACAUACGAUUGCGUCAACUGAACACAAAGUCAGCUGCGUCAAAUGAAGUGGAUAUGAUUUUGCCAUUGGAUUAUAUGAAACAUGCUGUCGCGCUAGAUUGGUGCAGUGAAACGGAUUAUAUUUAUUGGACCGAUGUGGAACGGAGCACUAUAAAUAAGGCGCAUCUCAACGGUAGCUACCAACAGCGUGUCGUGCAUUCGAAUCUCGUCUCGCCAGCUGGUUUGGCAUUAGACUGGAUUACAGAUAAACUUUACUGGACCGAUCCUGCUACUAAUCGUAUCGAAGUGGCAACGACAAAUGGCAAAAAACGGACGCUGCUUAUUUGGGAAAAGCUCGAUAAACCUCGUGAUAUUGUCGUGAAUCCGAUAGAGGGCAUUAUGUUCUGGUCGGAUUGGGGCGAACAUGCUAUGAUAGAGCGCGCUAAUAUGGAUGGCAACGAAAGAGUAAUUGUCGCUGAUACGAAUCUUAAGUGGCCGAAUGGCUUAGCCAUAGAUUACGGUCAGCAACGGUUAUAUUUUGUGGAUGGCGGUACGAAGACACUUGAAAGUAUGGACUUUAAUGGCGGCAAGCGUAAAACAAUAUUAAACAAUCUUGGUCAUCCUUUCGGUUUGGAUAUCAGCGAAAACCGCGUUUUCUGGACGGAUUGGGACAACAAGUCCGCAUUCAGCGCCGACAAGCUCACGGGUCAGAACAUCACCACAAUUAUUGCGAAUACUAGUGAUUUGAUGGAUAUACGCGUGUUCCAUCGCUCACGCAGGAGUAUACAGAAUGCUUGUGGUUCUAAUAAUGGCGGCUGUUCACAUCUCUGUCUACUGAACCCAACGAGUUUCACUUGCGCUUGUCCUGUGGGAGUACAACUGAGGAGCGAUCUGCGGACAUGUGCUGAGGGUCCCAGCCGCUUCAUCAUAUUCGCACACCGCAUCGACAUACGGCAAAUCUCAUUGGACUUUGCGCAUUUCAUCGACGUGGUGCUGCCGAUGCCACCGAUUGGAAAUGCGGUCGCUUUGGAUGUAGACUCGACAACAGGCGUGAUUUAUUGGUCCGACUCUAAGCAGCAUGUGAUUAUGAGCUCCACACCUGAUGGCUUAAAUGUGCACAAAAUUAUUGGUGAAAGCUUAGACAAUCCGGAUGGAUUGAUUGUGGACUCUAUUGGCAAAACGAUCUAUUGGGCUGAUGCUGGACGUCACACCAUCGAAGUCGCUAGCUUGGACGGCAAAAAUCGGCACUUGAUCGCCUAUAAAGAUCUGGAAUCACCACGUGGCUUGGCGCUAGAUUAUGAAGCUGGUCUUCUAUUUUGGACCGAUUGGGGUCACUAUCGCAAGAUCGAACGUUCUCACAUGGACGGCGAGAGUCGUCAACGUAUUGUCACAUCGAAUCUUGGUUGGCCGAAUGGUUUAUCUUUGGAUUUGAAGACGAAACGCAUCUAUUGGGUAGACGCGCAAUUGAAGACUAUCGAUUCAUGUGAUUAUACCGGUAAUCAGCGUAAAUUGAUAAUGUCAUCAUUGCAUCAUCCGUAUGCGUUAGCCAUGACCGAUGAGCAUAUUUACUGGACCGAUUGGAAAUCAAAAGCUCUGCACAUGACAAAUCGUAGAAAUAUCACAGCGAAAAAGGAGAUAAUGACGAAUAUUGAUGGGUUGAUGGAUAUUAAAGUGAUAACGGUUAACAAAACACAACCCGAAAAUGUCUGUGGCUCAAACAAUGGCGGCUGUUCGCAUCUUUGUCUACGCAAUCCAACCGGUUUCUCGUGCAGAUGCCCGAUUGGACUCAAAUUGAAGGAGGGUAGUACCAGUCAAUGCCAGACUUUGCCAGAUGAAUAUCUGCUCAUUGCACAACGCUCUGGCAUCGGUAUGAUCUCACUCAAUAUGCCCGAUUAUAUGGACGUCGUGCUACCCAUCAAUGCCGUGCAUGGCGCUGUAGUGCUCGACUUUCAUUAUCGCAAGAAAUGGCUUUUCUUCGCCGACGUCAACUCAGAUGUUAUACGACGUGUAGAUCUCACCAAUUUGUCCGACAGCAAGACCAUUGUGAACAAAGAACUAUUGACACCGAAUGGCAUUGCAAUCGAUUGGAUUGCGGAUAACCUGUAUUGGUCCGAUACUGAUCGAAAAAUCAUAGAAGUGGCGCGUUUGGAUGGUAGCUGCCGCAAAGAGAUCGUUUCCGACGAUUUAGGUGAUCCACGCGCGCUAAUCGUGCAUCCACGUAAAGGAUAUCUCUUCUGGUCCGAUUGGGAUGCGCCGGCACGCAUAGAACGUAGUUUACUUGAUGGCUCGAAUCGCACUAUAAUUGUGACCGAGAAUUUGGGUUUUCCUACCGGCCUAACGCUGGACUUUGACAACCGUCGUUUGUUUUGGGCUGAUGCGCUAGAAGAUAACAUUGCUUCGGUGGACUUCAAUGGCAAGCGAAAAACUAAAAUUGUUGACUAUGCGCCGCACCCCUUCGGUCUCACAAUGUUCGACAACAGCAUUUACUGGACCGAUUGGUACAACAAAUCCGUCUAUCGCUCAUAUCGCAAAGGUCGCGGCUACAGCAAUCCCGUGGAGAUACGCGACUCACUUAAUGGCGCGCUGGAUAUACGCGCUGUCUCAAUCAAACGUCAACCCGAGGAGUGGAAUCAAUGCGCACAAGAAAAUGGCGGUUGCACGCACCUCUGUCUAUACCGCGGUGCGGACUAUGUGUGCGCGUGUCCCGAUCAACCCGAUGAUCGUGAAUGCAAAACGGCACCUAAAUUUGUAGUGCCACGUCCGAAUGGUGGUGACAAUUCGCCAGAUUAUGUGGAGGAGACCACGGAUGGCGAGAGUAGCUCAACGGAGCAUGAGGAUGACAACUAUAGCGCCAGCUCGAAAUCGAGUAAGCGUGAGACGCUCAUACUCAUCGCUAGCGGCGUGGUGAUCCUUAUGCUGAUCGUAAUCAUAGCAGCUAUACUAUUUCUCAUGUUCAAUUCGAAGCGUAAUAAGACGAAAAGGCACGCGCGUGGUUCCAGUCGCUCGGUAUUGACCUUCUCAAACCCCAAUUACAAUGUGGAUGGCACACCAAUGGAACCAAAGACAAACAUUUGGAAACGCUUUAAAUACGAUAAAUCACAUGAGCGCGUCUACGAAGAGCGCAGCAUGACCACCGAGACAGCCUCGUCGAGUCUCUUUGUGCCGACGCCAUCACCAAUGGCAUCGCCCUCAACCAAACUAACGACACUCUCAACAAUAACGUAAACCAAGGAGAACACUGAACUACACAACGCGUGUAAUGUGAAGCAUUCCACACAAAUAAAGAAAAACAAAAACAAAACCAAAUACAAAUAAAAGCGAAACGCUAAAAAGAGAAAACUGCGCGUAAAAAUUAACUACAAGUAAAGGCAGCAGUUUUUCCCAAUCAUACACUGGGAGAAACACAAUUCUAAAUAUAUACAUAUGUAAUAUGUAACGAAAGUAUGGAUAAAUGCAAGUAUAGUUGUUAGUGUAGCGGAUUUAGACACAUCUCUUAAUGAAUUUUAAUCAUGGUUUGAAUGUCAACAAAAUUUUUUGAUUUCACAUUUUCGAAAACUAAAAAAAAUACAACAACGUAUAUAUGUAUGUGUAUUUAGAGAAACUAUGUGUGUGUAAAUAUUAUAUUUAUUAAGGUAGAAAAGUCAAAGGAAUGCGGAAAGGGGUAAACAAAUGUAGUGAGCGUGACAGAGAGAGAGAGAGAGAGAGAGAGAGCGAUAUCUGUGAAGAGCGCGUGCGCCAAGCUAUGUAAAUGAACACGGUUGUUUCCAAACGAAAUGUAAUACUAUUACAUAUUUACAUAUGUGUGUGUGUGUAAAUGUCUGUAUGUUUAUUAGAAAGCAAUCGUUUUAGUUCGUAUGUGUAAUUGAGAGCAGAGCAUUAAUGUAAAAAUAAAUUAUGACUCCACUACACUGUACAAAAUAUUUAGUAAGAAUUAAAAUUUAAUUAAUUGUUUGUUUUUUUUUUUCAAAAAAAUUUUUGCUUUUCUUUUCGUAAAGUAUAUUUGUCAUGUUGCUGCAAAAGCAUAUUUAAACGAAAAACUGAACUGAAAUUUGCGAGGAAAUAAUUUUUCAAAAAAUAAGUACAAUGCCUUUCCUAUGCAUAGGUGUGUGUAAAGACCUGUAUGUAUGCACUUAUAUAUGUAUAUACAGCUGUCGUUGCAUACGCGCAUGCGCAUUUGCACGAACUUAAGCAUCCGAUUGACUUUAGCAAAAAGCAUUUUUAAAACAACAAUAAGUGAGCAGCGGCAAAACGCUGAAAGCCAAGCGCAAAGUAAACACACAAAGCUAACCGUUAAGCGAAAACGCAAAAGAAGAACCCAAAAUACAAAAGAUGAAGAAAAAAGCAAAAAACUAAAAACGAUUUUUUAUUAACUAAUAAAAAUUUUCCUAUUUGCAACACUGAACAAAACUAAAAAUCAGCGACAAACUACAAAAUGAAACAAGAAUGAAGGGAAGUUACCAAAUGGCAAGAAGAUAAGAUGAAGCAAAAUAAAAAUCUGUAAAUCUGCAUGUGUGUAGGUAAAAAUGUUUGCUAAUAAAGUACAGCUAAGCGAAAUGUGUCAUAACGUCUAACGGCAUUUAUAGAGACGGUCCUAAUUAAAUUUGUAAAUAGUGAAUAAUACCGUAACGUCUCAAACAAAAACAAUUGCAUACCGACAAAUACAUUUAAAUUAUUACAAAAAAACUGUAUUUGUCUGUAUGUAUGUGUGAAAAAUAAAUAGAAGUCAAAGUAGUAGUGUAAAAAUACUUUAGAAGUACCACAAAACAAAGUAAAAGGAAAUGUGAAAACAUGAAAAUUCGCCUAACUAAAUAAUUAAGAUUCCAAAAUAACAAAAGUUAAAAAAAAAAUAUAAAUAAUAUUAAUUUUAAUUUUAAUAAAUAAAACUUUAAGCAUGUAAAUGAAGAAAAGUUACUCGUUGUGCCGCAGCAGCAGCGAGUAAAACUGUGAAUUUGUGCCAAAAACAAUUGAAACAAAAACAAAAACUAAUUGUAUGCGUAUGUUAAAUAAGCUAAAAUUAAUUAUAAGCAAAAAAACAGUUAUU